This is a messenger RNA of Telopea speciosissima, 1297 nucleotides long. Its product is annotated as 60S ribosomal protein L7a-2. Lineage: Eukaryota; Viridiplantae; Streptophyta; Magnoliopsida; Proteales; Proteaceae. The transcript has 7 exons. The record is from RefSeq and is a predicted model, not a curated record. Gene Ontology annotation, cellular component: ribonucleoprotein complex. Gene Ontology annotation, biological process: ribosome biogenesis. The coding region runs from base 118 to 897 and encodes 259 amino acids.
CUAUAUAAUUUCCCUCAACUAUCAUUUGCUGGAGUUGGCGCCCAUAGGCUUUAGGGUUUCUGCGACGCCGUUCUCUUAUCGAGCCCUCAUUGCAGCGACUGAAGCAUCUCUGCGGAAAUGGCACCAAAGAGAGGUGGAAAAGCUCCUUCAGCGCCAGCAAAGAAGAAACCGGAGAAGGUUGUGAACCCAUUAUUUGAGAAGCGUCCUAAGCAAUUUGGCAUCGGUGGGGCAUUGCCUCCAAAAAGGGAUUUGCAUCGGUUUGUGAAGUGGCCUAAGGUUGUUCGCAUUCAAAGGCAGAGGAGGGUUCUCAAGCAAAGAUUGAAAGUCCCCCCUGCCUUGAACCAAUUCACGAAAACACUGGACAAGAACCUCGCAACAAAUCUAUUUAAGAUGCUCCUGAAGUACAGACCUGAGGAUAGAGCUGCGAAAAAAGAACGUCUUCUGAAGAGGGCUCAGGCUGAGGCAGAAGGGAAGACCGUUGAGGUUAAGAAGCCUAUUGUUGUGAAGUAUGGACUCAAUCAUGUUACCUACCUUAUUGAGCAGAACAAGGCUCAAUUGGUAGUUAUAGCACAUGAUGUGGAUCCAAUAGAGCUUGUUGUGUGGCUUCCUGCCUUGUGCAGGAAGAUGGAGAUCCCAUACUGCAUCGUGAAAGGGAAAGCACGCUUGGGAGCAAUUGUUCACAAGAAAACUGCCUCCGUUUUGUGCUUGACCACGGUAAAGAAUGAGGAUAAGUUGGAGUUUAGCAAAAUACUAGAGGCAAUCAAGGCCAAUUUCAAUGACAAGUAUGAUGAAUAUCGAAAGAAGUGGGGAGGUGGUAUAAUGGGAUCCAAAUCCCAGGCAAAAACCAAAGCGAAGGAGAAGGUUCUUGCCAAGGAAGCUGCACAGAGAAUGACCUAGGGUUAUUGGAAUCACCUUUUCCUAUACCAUAUGAAAAGAGGAAUUUUUCUUAAUUUUUUUUUAAUCUUUGUUUGAGUUAUCCAUUUUGUAGCUGCAGUCCUGUUGAGGCUCUACUAGAUUGACUUAGUUCACAUUCACAUGUAUUUCUUCUUAGUUUCUUUUCUCCUCAUGUCUCCUUUCCUUUUCAAUUGGCUCUGUCACAUGGAAAGUAAAGCAUGGUAAAGACGUGAACACUGCAUUGAAAGUACUUUCCGUGCCUUUCUUUUUUGUAGUAUGCAUGAUCUGAGUGGGUGUAUGUGUUGUAUUCUUGAGCCAAGAUUAAUGGUUUUUUGUAGUCCAGAACACAUCAAGAAUGUCUCGUAGGCCAAUAAAUUGUGUGAUCUGCUGAUGUCUUUUAGGU